AGAAGACUGGGAGAAGUCGACCGAGCUUGAGAUUCUUAGUGGAUGACGGCAAAGGCAGCGAGACUGGGCCUGUGACGUCCCCCCAUCACAAGCCAAAACGGAUCCGCACCCGCGCCUUUGCCGUCACCCUCAUAAUGAAGGAGCUCUCCCUUUCCUAGUUCCACUCCCUCUCUUUCUCUCUAUCUCUACAUGACAACCUUCCACUAGGCACGAACCUGUGCAUUUGUAUUAUAUUCAACACAGACCUGUUCUGUCGUCCUCGUUCCUUGUAACAUCAUCUCACCCCACUCGGUUACGGCUACGCGCAUCCCCUCCUUCGAUCUCCUCAAGAUACCCGGUUAACCAACAUGUCCGAAUCUCAAGCCACAAAGACCGCGCAAGAGAAACUUGCCGAGUCUACUCAAUCGGUUCCAUCAAGCACGGCAGCUCAGCAGAGUGACAAUGUUGCCCAUGCGCUUGCCGGUGCGGGCGGAGGUCUGCUCUCCAUGGCUCUGACCUAUCCAUUGAUCACCCUCUCCACCCGCGCACAAGUCGAGUCCAAGCGCGCACAGUCGUCGACGCUCAACGCUGCCAGGCGCAUCAUAAAGAGGGAAGGCAUUGUAGGAUUAUACGCUGGACUCGAGUCAGCGCUGUUCGGCAUCAGCGUCACCAACUUCGUCUACUACUACUGGUAUGAAUGGACCCGUGCAUUCUUCGAGAAGGCUGCUCUCAAAUCCGGCCGCGCCUCGAGGAAGCUCACGACGGUCGAGUCCAUGAUCGCUGGCGCAAUCGCCGGAAGCGCCACGGUGCUCCUCACGAACCCCAUCUGGGUCGUCAACACCCGUAUGACUGCUCGCAAGUCGGAGUCUGAGGAGCAGGUUCUUCCUGGCGCAAAGCCUGCGAAGGCACCCUCCACCCUCGGCACGCUCUUCUCCAUCAUCCGCGAAGAGGGUUUCUCGCGCCUGUUCGCAGGUGUGAUGCCAGCUCUCGUGCUGGUCAUCAACCCCAUCCUCCAGUACACCGUCUUCGAGCAGUUGAAGAACAUGUUGGAGAAGAAGCGCCGCGUAACGCCCAAGGACGCAUUCUAUCUCGGAGCCCUCGGCAAGCUCCUGGCCACCAGCAUUACGUACCCGUAUAUCACGGUAAAGAGCCGGAUGCAUGUCGCCGGCAAAGAUGGACCUAAGGACGACAUGAUCACCAGCUUCCGCAAGAUCAUCAAGGAAGAGGGAUAUGCCGGAUUGUACGGAGGCAUUGGACCCAAGGUCACCCAGAGCGUCAUCACGGCAGCAUUCUUGUUCGCAUUCAAGGAUGCGUUGUAUGCGUACACCGUCAAUGCGCGCAGGAAGAUUGCCUUCCGAAAGGCAUAGAUGAAGUCGUAAUUACCACCACUUCCUGUCCGACGAUGAUACCCUGCCGUUCCAUGGGCGAACGCACACUAGAACACAACAUACCCCAGAAGGUAGGAUUUGUGAUGGUAAAAGAAGACGUUGCAUACGACGAGGUAUGAUCGGGUCGUGCCCUCCAGCCAGCAUCGGCAGGAAGCCGACAGACUCUCUCGCGAACAGAUAUGAAUGAAAAAGAAAAGGAUUUAUAUAUCGGAACUUCGGAGCCGCUCAAUAUGCUAUUUACAUCCUGUACAUACUCUACUACGCAAUUUAAUCUUGCAUGUUUGAUCGACGC
This is a messenger RNA of Aaosphaeria arxii CBS 175.79, 1659 nucleotides long. Its product is annotated as mitochondrial carrier. The record is from RefSeq and is a predicted model, not a curated record. The transcript has 4 exons. The coding region runs from base 348 to 1346 and encodes 332 amino acids. Gene Ontology annotation, cellular component: peroxisomal membrane. Gene Ontology annotation, molecular function: ATP transmembrane transporter activity; NAD transmembrane transporter activity; FAD transmembrane transporter activity. NCBI's taxonomy places the organism in Eukaryota, Fungi, Ascomycota, Dothideomycetes, Pleosporales.